AUGGCGGACCAGUGUGCCCUCCGUGUGAUGCGCGAACUGAGCCAGUUCGCUCGAAGUGAUGAUAUCUCUAUCGUCAUCUCUUACAAGGAGACCAACAUCCGUGAGAUCAACGCUCUCGUCAUUGGACCACCCGAUACCCCAUACGCCCUAGGCUUCUACCAAUUUUUGAUCACGAUCCCUCCUGACUAUCCCGAGAAACCGCCCAUUGUCCGCCUGCAGACAACUAACCGCGGACAAACCCGCUUUGGUCCAAACCUCUAUGCAGGUGGGAAGGUCUGCCUAUCAAUCCUGGGCACUUGGCGAGCUGAAUCCAACGAGCAAUGGACCCCCGUGUUGGGACUGGAAACGGUCCUGCGAUCCAUCCAGAGCCUUUUGGCGGCCAAGCCCUUCAACCUGGAACCAGGAUUUGAGGAUGAACCCGACAAUGCCCAGAGUCAGGGGUACAAUGCAAAGAUCAAACACGAGAGUCUCCGCCUGACAGUCAUCACGCCUCUUGAACAAGCAUAUGGAAUCAGACCCCCACGGCCCAGCGGGCGGCCAAAUGAGGAUCGGUACUACGAGCCCGGGCAUCCAGACCCCUCUCUGUUAGAUGAGCCCGUCAACUUAUUCCUCGAUACAUACAAGAGACGAUUCAUGUGGUAUCUGGAAUAUUACAAAAUGGCCAUCCAACAGGGCCUCAAGGAGGGAAGAGGGCGAGCCGGCCAUCCCUUCCCGCAGGCGCCAUUCGAGUACCCCGGCAAUUACAUGAUUGGUUCCUGGGACUACGAAGGCCUGGAAAAGCGUCUGGAGGUUCUCGAAUUGCGCAUCAAGGCAGAGACCAACUCAUGGGUAAUUGAAGGGCGUCGUAUGGAGCGUAAGAAAAUGCCACUCGCAGCAAGUCUUCGCGCACAGCGUGAUCAGAUCGUGCUCCAGGUUGCCCAGCGCACUGAUGGAAUGGUGACCCUCGAGCUUGUGGACGACAACCCGUUUCUGUGGCGUCUCAUCUACCAUGGGCGUCCAAUGACCCAGUUUGACGGCGGUGUUUUGAAGAUCAAAAUCUUCAUCAGCCCAAAUCACCCCGCCGAACAGCCACGAGUCUUACUCGAGACUCCGCUGUAUCAUGUUCGUGUCUCGCCACAGAACGUGCUCAUCUACCUUCCCCUCCAGGCAGAUGAGAUGAGCCGUCACAUUGAUGGCAUAAUCAGCUCCUUGGAGGAAGAAAAGCCGCCCGUCAACCCAAUGAUGACGGUGAACCCCGAGGCAAGCGCACUUUGCUGGGGGUCUGAAGCGGACCAGCGACAGUAUCGUCGCAAUCUCCGCCGCUCAGUUGCGGCCACUCUUGAGAACGUUUGA
Penicillium subrubescens is the source of this 1332-nucleotide messenger RNA. Its product is annotated as ubiquitin-conjugating enzyme E2. The transcript has 9 exons. The record is from RefSeq and is a predicted model, not a curated record. Lineage: Eukaryota; Fungi; Ascomycota; Eurotiomycetes; Eurotiales; Aspergillaceae. The coding region runs from base 1 to 1332 and encodes 443 amino acids.